Messenger RNA from Camellia sinensis, 999 nucleotides. The record is from RefSeq and is a predicted model, not a curated record. Lineage: Eukaryota; Viridiplantae; Streptophyta; Magnoliopsida; Ericales; Theaceae.
AUGCGUGUUUCGACGAAGGAGACUCGAUCACGGCCUCCGAUCCGUUUCCCGGAAAGAUCUUUCGAAGAUGGCAGGUUGGUUCUCGCAGUGUGCGGGGUAUGGCUCCACCGCCGCGCGGGACUGGAUCCUCCCACAGUACCCCCAGUCAGUAUGCGGACUGCUGAUAGGCUCUCUUACUCGGAGGUAGUCGGCGCCAUGCUGGGUAGUGAUGCUUUACUAUAUAUUGAGGAGGAGGACUACGCCACUUACCGUCACAUAUAUUUGAUGCCUCCAUUGACGGGAGCUCGUAUCCCGAUGAUGAGGCCUGCCGGUAUGUCAUCCUCGGGCCAGGCUCGGGCUCGGGCUGCAGACGCCCCUUCUGCCAGCGGGGCUGGUGCAUCUAGAGGUGGGGGUAGACCGGUUCCUCCGGUUACUCCGACCUAUCCUCAUCCUGGAUGGCCGGACAUGCCGUCCGAGUUGACGGGAUGGCGUUUUGGGACUCCUUACCCGAUUCCGCUAGAGCCUCCACUUCCUGACCAUAGAUAUGUCAGGGAUCCUGAUUCACCACCGCCUCCGGUUGAGUAUGUGGACGAGAUUCUCGGGGUGAUGGCCUCACUUGAGGGUAUGGUCCUUCGGAGAGAGACACAUCUAUCCACUAUGGGUGCGCAGAGCAUAUCUGACACACACCCCACUCGUAUACUGUACUCGCAUCUGAUUUUCAUAUUUGAACUGAUGCCAUCCAGGCCUUUUCGCGGAGCUCGAGGAGGGCCUGUCCGCAGACGCAAGGCUCACGUUGUAGAGGCGGAGCCUGAUGAGGAGGAGGAGGAGGAGGAGGCCACAGAUCGUCAGUCCGAGACGUCUGCCGAGGAGGAGGGCUCUGGUUUUGGUCCGGGGAGUGGGGACGAGGCUGAGGGGAAUCCUGAGGACGAUGAUUCUGACCCAAAUGAUGAUGAUGGUGCAGAGGCUAUCCCGCAAAAGAGGAUGAGGAGUGCUUCUCAUUCCCGCUCCCGAGGACAUUGA